AUGAAGUACGUCGUCGUCCCCACUGUUGCAACCGUGUCCAUCAUCAUGACCUUCUGCUUCGGCUGCACUCGAGCCUAUUUGCCCGACGCCGCCGUCGACCUCACAAAUUCUUUGUCCAACGUCGCUUACCCGGCUCCAGUUCCUUCUUUGCCCGACGAAGUCUCGGAAAAUGAACAAGAUGGUUUGAAACGGAACAAUAUUUGCGGUAAGUUUCUGUUUAGCCGAGUUUCCCGACGAAGAAUCCGAACUGGACUCGUUGUAUCGCAACAAACUCACAUUUCGAAGGAGAAAUGUCAACACUGGACAGUCUGGGUACGGGUUUUUUCACCAACUGUUGUGUCUAUCAUGUUUUUUACGUCGAAAAUUUCGAAAAAAAUUUUUCGAUCCCUGUUAAUGUUUUUAUUGCGUGCUACUUUAAGGCAUCGGAUUCCCUUCAGUCGUAUGACACACAAGCAAGGCUACGGUAGCAAUGGUCGCUACCCAUUGCGCCCUGGGUAUUUCAACGCUGAAAGGUGGAUUUGCAAGGAUUGUGAACAUUUUUUUUUUCUCUAACAGAAAGCCAUUCAUCGGUCACAACUCACAAAGUGCCAUUUUGCCCAUGACUACUGGUGGCAGCUACGGUCCAUAUCCAAGCGGUAACAUUUCAAUUUUUGUUUGGUUUUUCGUUCAAAGUGCUCAUCAUAUCAAUCAAAUCAUUUAUUUUGUGGUUCAAGUCAGAUAUAAUUGACCAGGCGGUGAACACGAACUUCUUUGAAAAAAAAAAGAAAUUUUCUCUUCCUUAUCUUAAAUUUUAAAAAAUAUGACCAACGACUUUUUUAGAAACUUUUUUCGUACUUUCUUGAAAAGCUUGAAGGGUUCUACAACAAAAAAAAGAGCCUCCUACGGAGGUAUAUUAAAGGACUCCCUAUAGGAUCAUUUAGGACCCAUUAUAAGGAGUUCGCAGAAAGUGGCUAAUAGAGAUUUGAAAAAGGAAAAUUCCGCUUCUUCAGGAUUUUCAACCUUUCGAAAAAACCCAUCAAAAAGAAACAACAAAUUACGCAAUCAGAAUAAGAACCUUAUCAACGAUUUUCGAAAAACUGGACAAUUUCAAUGAAGCUUAAAUGAAAAUAAGUAUAGGAAAAUUACAAAACUAAAAGGAAAGGAACAAGAACUUUAUAGUCGUCCGAGUUCCAAUGCAAAAGUGUUGCGCGCUCCAGGCUUGUGCGAGGACUGGCCCGUCAGGCGGCAAGCGGACGUGCUCCGAACGUUUCUGAUUCCUAUAAAUCACUGAAGAGAGCUCACGCUAUCAAAGGGGUCACUAGAAAUGCCCCGACCCGUCCGAAUCACGUCCGGUUCGCGUUACCAAGGUCCGCGUAGGGUAGGGACCGCAAAGCCACGCCCACUUUGGGCGAAAUUUUUUUUCACGUCGCACUGAGGUCUUUUCUUUUUCUCAUAGCGUGUGUAUAAAAGCAAUAAUAUGUUAGAAAUAUAUGUUUUGAGACAUAAUUUAAUGCCUAGAUUCAGAUUUUCAGCGACGACCCUAUGUUUUUUUGUUCUCAAUUUAACGAAAAGCAUUUAUCAAUAAUUUUUAAAAAAAUAAGUUUCUAAAAAUGUUGCAGAAAAAAUAAUUACGGCUUUUUUGUAUGAAGCACCAAAACGACAAUAUUUUUGCGACUUCACACCAAAAAUCAAUUUUCUCUGUUAAGAGAAGAUAAUUAGAACACAUUAAAAGAAAGAACGGAAAUUGAAAACAAAAAGAAAUUAUGCAAAUUAUUUCAAGAAUAAGCACCAUUACGCGCAAAAUUUAGAGAUUCUCAUGCGGGAAGGAGAGUGGUACGCCCGACGGCGGCCAUUCAAUUUUAGAUAUCUUGACUGUUUCUCUACAUUCAACAACAAUAGAAUCAAAAAACGAGUCGCGCACCGACGCGCAUAAAAUAUAAAACGGUGACAUUUGUAUUUUUUUUCGAACAAAAAGUGUGCAAUGUUACGCGCGCGUGAUGCGUUUUUGCGUGUUCCAAUAAAAAAAAUAAUUUUUUUAAUUUCCGGUGCAAAAUUCAUUAUUUUUUUCGAUUUAAAAACGUUUAUCGUUAAAAAAAUUCUUUUUAAAAAAAGGGUUGGAAAAAUAUUUUCACAGCUCUCGCGAAGGAGAGUUUGUCGAAGGAACGCUUAAAAAAAUAUUUAUUAGUCCUGUUAUUUUUUUGACUAAAAAAAUAAAAAAAUCGAAAAAAAUGAAAUUUUUCGUUUUAUUUUUUUCUUACUUUGCGCUAUUCUGAACUUUUUUCUGAAUAUUAGGGACUUACUUUGCGCUCUUCUGAAUUUUUUUUGAAUAUCAGAAUUUUUUCUGAAUAUCAGGGAUGUUGUCGAUUUGUUCAAACUAGAAAAAGUGUGAAGUUUACACUUCACUUCUUUUUUGAACUUUUUUUCUUGUUGCAUUGCUCGGAGUAGGAUGAACUUGAAGUUUUCAGCUUCAUUUCAAGGACGUUUUAUAUGUUACAAAAACUAUUAGAACAUCUAAUGGAGAUUUUUUUCAUAUUAAAUAAUCUUUGUUUGAUAUUUUACUGGUUCGAUUGGAAAAUCUGAUUAUUUCUAUCGAUUAGACCUUGAAUUUUUUUUGGCUUUAUUGUUUUUAUAUGGUUCUUCAUAUGGCGAUUCCAGCGCAGCAUAUUAAAUUCACCAAAAAAUUUUAUAGACGAUUCACGGCUAGCUUAAGACGCAAAAAGGCGAGGCCUGUCUGCGCUCUCCACCAACCAAGGCACUGCCUCGUCUCUUUUCGUGGCAGGACCCUUUUUUCGAUAGCUCAAGCCAGCCGUGAAUCAGCUAUAUUUCAUUUACAGAAUCGUGUUUCAAAAAUUUUUCUAACUGAACUUGUAAGCGCGCCCGAAAAUGGCAUAGGCUCCUCCCAUUUUUCCUCCUGUCUGCGGAGAAACACGGUUCAGUGCUAAACGCAUUCCCGAGAUGCCCUUAAUUUUGUCGAAUUUUCUCUGCGUUCAUUCAACUAGGUGCCGAGAUAUUUUGGGAAUGUCUAUUUGAGGAUAUUAGCUAACAGAAAACAUAAAAUUUGAAUUUGUAUGAUCAUUAUGAGAAAAUAGGAUGCGGUCCUUAGCGUAGGGGCUGCACAAGGAAUUUUUGCCAAAAGGCAAAGUAAUUUGGUAUCUUUCAAAUAUAGUCUGUGUGCCGCGACUUGAAAUUCACCGAACGACAUUCCGCUGUUCCGCUACGUGCGUUCGCGAAGCGUCUUUCGAAUAUAGGUCACGCUUUCAAUUGAUUGUUAUGCGCAGCGGCACAGCGGAAUGUCGUUUGGUGAAAUUCCAAGACGUGGUUUCAUAGCUUCUACAUAAAACGAUUUCGAAAAUUGAAAUAUAUAUUCUAGAAAACCUGAAAAACUUUUUUUGAAUAUUAUUUCUUUUAAAAAUUUUCAAAAAUAAUUCCCAACAACGACAUAAACCAGAAAACGAAACCCUUUCAAUAUAAUUUACAAAAAUACAAUAAACUGAUGAUGAUGGUAGUGCGAUAUGGAAGGUAGAAAUAAAGCGGGUCCUAAUUGCGAAUAUCAAAAAGGGUCGUCGAUUAUUUUUCGAAAAAAUCCAAAGAGUUGGGCAACAACCUAAUAUUAUCAUUUGAACUGGCCAGAAACAAAUCGAAACGUUUUCCAGAAGAGGAUCUUUACGGAGGUUAUUUAAAAAGUGGAUAUCCUUCAUCUUCUUCUCCAUCGGGACUUCUGAACAACAACAACAAUAACAAUAAAAAGGCUGCUGCUCUAUCAGGCUACUACGGCAGCAUCGCUGCCAUGCGCAACAUGAAGCCUUACAAAACUAAAGUGCCGUUUGAUUACCCGCGUUAGUGAUACUUUUGUUUUUCCUAUUCAGUGGGUAUAUUGCAGCUGAGUACACGAGAAACGACUUGGUCUUUGCCUCGGCGGCUUCUCUCGGCGGCUCGCAAACGAUUCCUUCCUUCCGAGAACUGGCGGCCACCUACGGAAACAGAUAUGGACGUGGGUACACGACGCGGGAACGGUUUGCCGGCGAAGCGCCACCUUACGGGAUGGGUGGAUUUCCUUCGGCGUAUCCGCAGCCAACGCGACUUCUGCCUCAGGACUUUGGCUUCGGCAGCUCGAACCAGUGGAAUGGCGGCAAGGCGGUCAAGAUGGGCAAAGACGCUGCUAUCGGAGAUUCCUACAACGACGACGAGGAAUACAAGAACAAGCAGAAGGCGGUCGCAAAAAAACAAAGGAGAUAG
Messenger RNA from Caenorhabditis auriculariae, 4215 nucleotides. Lineage: Eukaryota; Metazoa; Nematoda; Chromadorea; Rhabditida; Rhabditidae. The record is from the annotation of a GenBank genome assembly.